Messenger RNA from Merops nubicus (carmine bee-eater), 1075 nucleotides. RefSeq names its product protein AF-17-like. NCBI's taxonomy places the organism in Eukaryota, Metazoa, Chordata, Aves, Coraciiformes, Meropidae. The record is from RefSeq and is a predicted model, not a curated record. The transcript is spliced from 5 exons. The annotation marks the transcript as partial.
GACAAAGAAAGACCUAAACAGAAGCACAAAAAACGUCCAGAGUCUCCCAGCAGCCUCACCCCCUCCUCGGUGCCCGUCGCUGCGGAGAAGGGCUCUACCAGCCACCAUGAGGGGAGCAAAGAGGCCUCGGAGGUGGGCAGGUCGGAGGUGAAAGGCAGGAAAUCCUCCAGCCAUGGCAGCAGCACCUCCUGCAGCAGCUUGCAGUGCUCCCAGGACUUCGUGACCUUCCCCAAGCUCGAGCAGGACGACGAGAAGUAUCGGAAACCUGUCUCAGCCUCUUCUUCCUCCCACUGCUCCCCGCUGUACGAAGGCCAGAAGGGGGACAUCUUUGAGCAGAAGGUGAUCUUCUCAGGCUUUGGGUCCAUCAUGCGCUUCUCCACCUCAGCGGUGAGCCAGCAGAGGGGCCGUGAUGCUUCCCCCGUGGACUAUAAAGCCUCAAAUCCUGUCAGCAGCCCUUUGGUGGGCACCAGCGGGACCGGUGGCCCCGGCAGCAGCCACCAGCGCAUGCCCUCCCUCAGCAUGGAGGAGGGAGAGGUGCUGAAGGAGAAGAAGCACAAAGGGAGCAAGAAGAACAAGCACGGGCCCGGCAGGCCGAAAGGAGGCAAAAGCAAAGAGAUUUUGGGUGCCCAGCUGGCUGGCUCCACGUCCACGUCCUCCUCCCCCUUCUCCGGGGGCUCUCUGGUUAGCUCCAGCGUGGGGAGCUCCUCCCGACCCUUCAGCCACACGGGGACCCUGCCCAGCCUCAGCCUGGAGUCCCCGCUGCUGGGCUCAGGGAUCUACACCAGUAACAAGGACCCGAUUUCCCACGGGGGCGGGGUGCUCCGAGCUGUCUGCAGCACACCCCUCUCCUCCAGCCUCCUGGCACACCAGGGGACGUCGUCUCUCCCACAGCUCAACCGCUCGCCCUUUGCAAGCACCAUCCCCGCCUCCUCCUCCUCCUCGGUCUCCACCACGCAGGUGUUCUCACUGGCAGGUUCAACAUUCAGCCUCCCUUCCUCACAUAUUUUUGGAAGCCCCCUCACAUCUGGGCUAUCCAUCAACCCGCUCUUAAAUCAGUCGGAGAGCAGCCGGGCAG